AUGAACCGAUUCUCUGUCACUGCUCGACGAGCGUAUUCUCUUGGAGGACGUCAAGGCAUGGGAGUGAACAAGCCAAGCAUGAACAACUUUCCAGUGGGUAAUCAAACCCAAGGUGCGAAUGAACAAUGGACCAACGAAAUGAUGACCUCGGCACCAAAGUGGAAUGAAAAGCUGGCCACCGAAAGCGAAGCCAACGUCAAGGCUGACCAAGAACCUGUCAACAAUGUCCAAGACUUGAAGUCCAGGACUGAACACUGGUUCCGCGAGCAUGAGCACGACAAGAGCUUUGAAAUGGAUGUCGAGUAA
This is a messenger RNA of Zychaea mexicana, 306 nucleotides long. RefSeq lists its product as uncharacterized. The record is from RefSeq and is a predicted model, not a curated record. The transcript has 3 exons. Lineage: Eukaryota; Fungi; Mucoromycota; Mucoromycetes; Mucorales; Lichtheimiaceae. Bases 1 to 306 code for a protein of 101 amino acids.